Messenger RNA from Diachasmimorpha longicaudata, 819 nucleotides. It is a transcript of the gene l(3)87Df, whose product is annotated as cytochrome c oxidase assembly protein COX20, mitochondrial. Gene Ontology annotation, cellular component: mitochondrial inner membrane; mitochondrion. Lineage: Eukaryota; Metazoa; Arthropoda; Insecta; Hymenoptera; Braconidae. The record is from RefSeq and is a predicted model, not a curated record. The coding region runs from base 280 to 654 and encodes 124 amino acids. The transcript has a single exon. Gene Ontology annotation, biological process: mitochondrial respiratory chain complex IV assembly.
AAUAAUAAUGAAAUAAACGAGCAAAUGCUCGAGGUCUUUGCUGCAGACCCUCAAAAUUGAAUUACCUUCUGCACUCCCACUUACCCACAGAGUUUACCCCUCAGUCUUUUUUCACUCUACUCCAAUGGCAAAGUUGAAACCGCUACCAUACUCGGUGUUCAGUUUGAGGUUAUGACAGUGAUAACAACCAUCAACUAACCUAAAUCCAUCAAACACAACCAGAGUGCGAAAAACCUUUGCAAAGUGUGAACUCCCUAGUCAAUCACCCAAUUGACCACCAUGGGGGACCUUGACACGAGGAUUAAGGAGAGGAUAGCCCAGAACGAGGCGAAUAAACAGUCUCUGGUACUAUUUGGCAGGGACAUGACGAAGAUCCCAUGCUUCAAGCAGAGCUUCAUCAAUGGAAUUUUGAGUGGAGUUGGUGCAGGAAUUCUUGUUUUCAUGUUUACGAGUAAACCUAAGCUGGCUAGUCACUCGAUGGUGGGCACCUUUGGAGUUGUUACAUUAGGAUAUUUCGGUGUCUGUCGGUAUCAGUAUGCACAUGAGCAAUUGAUGAUUGCGAAGAUGCAAGGACUCAUGCGAGAAGCUAAGAUUACCGAAGGUUUAGAACACGAGGAAAAGAUAAAGGAGAUUGGAAAACUUUUGGAUGCGUAAGGGACUGUAGAAUAAGAGAACAAAGUGAAUAGAAUUAUCAACAGAAUUAACUGUUAGAAUUCCUCGAUUCUGUGAGGACCAAGAGAUGUAUUAUACAAACAGUCAAAUGUAUAUUUUAAUUAACAACUUCUUUAGUGAAUAAAAUAUGUGAUUAUAGUUGAUUUU